CGGUUGGUGGUGUGUGUGUGUGUUUGACGGCUGCGUGCGGUGCUCAUCACAUCGCAUUCCGAUGUGAGCGAGAUGUAAACCGCUGUGCGGACUUUUAUGUUUUAGUACCAACAAAACAACAAAACAACAAAAAAAAAAAAAAAAAAGAAAAAACCGGAAAAACAAAACCCCCUCAAAAAAAAAAAAAUUUUUUUAAAAGGAAUAAAAAAAAAAAAAAUGUCCAACUUGAAGGAGUCCAACACUUGUCCCGACGGUUACCGGGCUUUAAGCACAAGUGAGCUGCGGGAGCUUUUACAAAACGACGACAAAAUGGACCAAAUCAUUCGGCUCAAUGAGAAGUUUCAGGACCUUCAAGUGGACCGGGAGAUGCUGCUGACCUCCAAUCGGAGCGUGGCCGAGGAGAGCCUCGCCCGACGACCUCGCCUUUGUAACGGCAAACUCCAACUGGCGGAGAAAUACCGGCAACUGUCCAACCUGGCAACCACAUGCUGGGAAAAACAGAGUCAGCUUGAGGCUCGCGGCCAGAAGCACAGCCUGCAGACGGCGCAGAACCUCCUGCAGGAGGAGGUUGCACGUGCAGAGGAGCAUUCAGAGGAGCUGCUGGAGAAAUUCAUGGAGGGAAACGUAAGCCUGGAUGAGUUCCUGGACUCCUUCCAAAGCUCCAGGAAGACGUAUCAUAUCCGCCGGGCUCAGGCGGAGAAGAUGCAGGAGGUCGCCCAGGCCAAGCGGCAGCCGAGCAAAACGAAGAGAGCGGAGGAGAGCAAAGUCCCCGACGUGAGGAAGGACUCGGAGCAGCCUCAGGAGCCCCAGCGGCCCAACGGCUUCGUGGCGCAGGGACCUCUUAGAGUGUUCCAGGUACGCUACGGCCUCACGCCAGCCAUCCUCCUCCCUCACUACCCCGUUUCUCCCCCUGCCUCGGCUCCAAGCUAUCAAAGUAGCACCCCACCACCUGAACCCCAGCCGGGACAGACCCACAUCCUCAGCCCCAACACGCCACUUCCAGGACACGGCCAGCCAGUCGGCCUCAGGGUCAUCGGACAGUUACCGGGCGGCUGGCCGGCCAACGGGCGGCCGGUGAGAGUGCAGCAGCUUUACAGGCCGAACCCUCAACAGCCUGAACCGCCGUACCGAUAAUCUCGAGGAGGAAGGGGAGGAUGACGGAGGAUGAAAGUUUUUGAAGAGGUCUUCCAAGAUGUGGAACCAAACAGUGGCUGUCACAAUCAUGUAAGCAAAGACUGAUCCAGAGCCAGGCAGCACUGCAGACGUCCGUUUCUGUUCUCCAUCCAUGACACACAAAUGUAACCAGAGCAGAGAUAGCGAGGCGGCUGAGGACAGAGAGGACCGGGGAUGGGCUCCGAUAGCCGGAUUCGUUAAACUAACGAAUCUCUUAUCAAACUUUUUAUCUCCUUUUUAUUCCUUUUUUCUCUUCGAUAUAGACGAAUCUGGGGUCUGAAUUUAUCUGUGCAGCGCCGCCGCCGCCAUCACUGCGGUGGCAGAGUGAAACUGAACACAGCGGAAGAAGGGAUGAUCGGGUUAAUCGCGGUCAGCGGUGCCUGUUUCAGGGUGGAAGUUAUUCAGGAUGAAAUUGGUCAUGAUGCAGAUUUGGGGGGGGGGAUAACAUUAACGUACAGUUUCUGUCCUUGAGAUUGAAAGAUGAGGAUUUAAUGAAGGUUUAGGAAAGUAAAAUAGAUAUAAGAGUAACAGCUGGGGGCUUUUUUUAUAAGUCUGAUAACAGUAAAGAAUUCUUGCCGCUGUGAAAACUGGACUAAAUAUCAUAAAAUGUAGAUUAAUCUAAGCUUUAUUUAAUGGCAUUUAAUGAAGAUAUUCUCACUAUUCGAUCUCCUGGACAGAUUUCUUGACGAAAAGGACAAAAAAAAAAAGGUGCCACCGCAUUAAUGGCAGCUUGUCUACUUCCGCCUACAGCUCUGAUUCGUCUACAGGAAGCAGCUUCUUAUUCUUAGCCAACCGUUGCUGUCGCUGUAGCCAAUUAAUCAGUCCCUCCUGGAUUUUACUGGCCUUUUUUUUUGGUAAUUGUUGGGUCUAAUAAUUUUAUAAUUGGUACAGUCUAGAUCGGCUCUAUUUGACAAGAUUUGGCGUUACACAAAUAAAACUGAAUUGAAUUAAAAUACCUGAUUUCACGGCAGCUUUUCUAAAACAUCGCAACGCUUGCUGCACUGUUUAAAGCGCUGAAACUACAGGAAAAAGUGUGCGAGGGACAGUUACGAUUGGUGAAACUCGUUGGGACUCCACAAUGACGAUUGUACAAAAUUGUAAGGUUGCGUAGAAUUCACGAGGAGUUGUUUUAAAUUUGCGUUAAUUGUCGCGAUCGCAACUUUCCGGAGGGACUGAUUAAUGUUAAAUCUCUGACGGCUCUAUUACGCUGCUCAAAUUACUCGUGUUUCUGCCUUUUCCGCCAACGAAAGGUGAUUAAACAUCUUUAAGUUGCCUUUAAUUACUUACAAAUGCUGCGAAGGUUGAUGCCAUUUGGAAAAAGGGAUUCUGAUUUGAUAAGUGGAUUUCGAUUACUGGAUUUGAAUGCGAUAAACUGCUAUCGAACCCCAUCCCUAUGGAGGACGUGAACGUUUUUAUUAUUUUUAACUUUAUUAUAAUUUUUUUUUUGUUUUUAUACUUUACAUGGACAGAUGUGAAGCACAAGGUUGUGAAGCACAUCUUCAACGCCAAAAAAAAAACAAAACAAAAAGAGGAUCUCAUUGUUCAUUCAUACACUUUUAGGAGAGAGAGGCUUUGUGAGAUGCCAGGAGUCAUCAAAAUGAAUGAUGGCAUCAAUAAAAUGGUGUUUUAAUAUAAACUCUCAUUGUUUUUUCAUCUCAUCAAAGAAAGGCAACGACAUUUAUACUUGGAACCAUUCCCAAGAUCAUGAAUGCUGAUAUUAAAUCACUGCGGAGCAAAAAAAGAGCAGAGCAGGUGGUAUUUAUUGAUAAUUCCCAGACCGUAACCUGUCAAUAAUAUCUGCAGUGUCAUAAGUGUGUGUGUGUGUGUGUGUGUGUGUGUGUGUGUGUGUGUGUGUGUGUGUGUGUGUGUGUGUGUGUGUGUGUGUGUGUGUGUGUGUGUGUGUGUGUGUUAGCAUCACAGAUGAUUUCCCAAAGCCGUCUGCCUUCUUUUCAUGUGAUUUCAUGAACAGUGUUGGAGCUCACAAGAUUUAUUUAUUCAUGUAAAUCCUAUUUUAAAUGGCUGACUUCAAAGCUUCUUGUUUACCGUGCUAAAUGAAGAGCUGCCUCUCCCUUUCAAGGCAGCCAGUGUUUUUUAUUUUUUAUUAUUUUCUCCCACCCACCCCAACACAACACACACACACACCGAACUGAGAAGCAGAGUGAGGGGAAUUUAAUCUCUAUGAGAAUGCCAGCGCUCUGCAAGCCCACAGUCGAAUAUAAGGAGGUUUAGGAAGGUUCCCCCCCUUCUCAUUUCGCUCUCCUCAUUAUCCGUCCUUCAGCAUUUAAAGGGAGACGCUCUGGAAUGUAGUUCUUUUUUAGUUUUUAUGGUUCUGCUCUUGAACGUACAUCUUUUGCUCAUUAAUAACUCAUAUAAGUGCAUGCUUACUGCUUACAAAGUACAUGAAAAUGCCUUUUGCAGGCCAGUGCCCAGUUGCAUAAAGAACCUACAGAAAAUACUCCGAGGUCUUUUUUCUUUUUGAAGAUUUAAAGUUGUGAAGAGAAACAGUUGUAAUUAAAGCUGGGUCAUCUCCUCAGUAAGUGUUCGUAAAAGCUCCAGUGUGUAACAUUUAGGAGGAUCUACUGGUGGAAAUUGAGUAUAAUAUUCAUAGUUUUCAUUCGUGUUUAAUCACCUGGAUUAAAGAAUCUGAGGUCGCCAUGUUUCUACAGUAGCCCAGAACAGACAAACCAAACACUGGCUCUAUAUACGCCCGUUUUUAGCGUGUUUAAUGGGUAGUAAUCUCCACUAAAUCAUACACACUGGACCUUUUUUAAAUCAAAAUAAGUGAGAUUUGUAAAUGCAUUUCAAGGCUUUGACUUUUACUUUCUGUUUUGUUACAAUUCGGGUAAUUUUUUGGGGGGCGUUUUUGGACGUCGUUCCAAUCUGAUAACGCUCCGCUGAGAUCUGUGAGUGCGGCUGCAUCGCUAAAAAUAAGUGGAAGUGGUCAACAGGUGCAACAUUUAUGGGUUAAAUAUAUCCGAUAGUGUGUCUUUAGCUAUCUGCACACGUCUUUGGAUCUGAAGUGAGGUGAAAUUGGUUAGCCUGUCGUCCCUGAAGACAGCUGCUAUACAAGGAAAUAAAUUACCUUUAAAGGGUCACCCAUCAAAUCCUGAUCUGUAUACUCUACAUUUCUUUAUUUUAUCUUUAAAUUCUGUGUAUUUUGUUUGGUUUUUUUUUGCUAUUUAUUGUGGGCAGAAAUUGAAAACCAGUAAAUAUAUUCAACAAGUGAGGCAGGGCAACAAAACAAACCCAUAGAUUAGUCAAAGUUUGAGAAAAUGAAGGUUAAUGUGAAAAAUUAUCUUUUUUUUUUACUGUUUGCUUCUUUCUGAUCCAUGUUGAAACUUCUUUUUAGAGCCGCUGCCACAUUCACAGAUCUCACUUUGAUGAUGUUAUUAUGACCCAAUUUCUAAAGUCUGUUUCCUGGAACGCAAAAAAAGAAAAAAAGUUAAAUCGUUAACAAUUAAACAAUGUUUUUAUUAGAGAAUGAAAUUGAAAUGUGCCAAUAACAUUUGUCUCUCCAGACUGGAUGAUACUUUUGAAGAUACUUUGCAAAUUAGCCCAGUUUAACCUGCUUUUUUUUAUUGUCUGAUUGUUCUUAUUCGAUUUCAUGCCUUUGCUCCGCAGGGUUUUUCUUACAUACUGAAGAAAGGAAGGAUACCUCGCCUUUUUUUUUAACAUGCACACAAUUAAACUUAAAGAGAAAACUGUUUGAUUUGUGAUCAAGAUUUAAGAAAUCACUCAAUAUUUUACCUCACAAAUACAAAUCAGUUCAGCGUUCUGGGAUUUAUUUGCUUUCUUGCCGAGAGAAGAUCUCACGUCUGUGUGGUAAAUGUGACGCUACACCCAGAAGACGUUUAGCUUAGCAUAAAGACUGGAAACGGGGGGGAAAACCCUGGCUCUGUUCAAAGGUAACAAAAUCCCACCUAUCAACGUCUCUAAAGCUCACCAUUUAGCACGUCAUAUCUUGUUUGUGUAGUCCGUACGAGAGUAAAAACAACACAUUGCCUCCGUUGGUUCCCUUGCAACCUCUCAUUGAUGAUAAGACUGCGAGGAAAAGUCAACACGACUUGUUUUUACACAAGAUACAACAUGUUAGUGACUUUCAGAGGCGCUGGUGGUUUGUUACCUUUGGACUCGUAUUCAGGAUGGUGAAGCUACACGGCGAGAUGCCACUGAAGCCUACACACUGCUUCUUUUUCAAAAACACCUUUUAUAAAGUAUAACUGGACGUUUGCAACUCUCGGCAAGAAAUUUCCCAAAAGGUCAAACACCUUGUUCUUUAACUUCAACGGCGUUUAGGACGUGAACGUUUCGAUGUAACUGGGCACUGGCUCCAACCAAUACAUGCAGUCUUGUGUCCACUCAGGGUCAAAAAUAAAAUGCAGUGCCGCUUCCCAACCUGUAGCACAGAUGGACCCGGGGUGACGGUGAAUCCGAACCCGUGGAUCUCAUGUUGCCCUCCUUUCAUUUAUUUUAUUUAAUUUUUUACACAGGUGCAUGCCAGAGAGACUCUAACCGUAACCACGGUGACACCAAAUCACCUUCCUCUGUUGCAGUGAGAUUUGACCGAAUGAAGGUUCAUUGCUCGAGUCCUGACAUUUGAUUUUAAUUGUUAUUUUUGUAACAGUGCUGGUACAAAAACAAACCAGGAAUCCACCCUCACCAUACUCUUACUGGUGUUUUAAUUCAGGCCAGAUGAUUCAUGUAAGAUGUGUUUGAAAUAUUCUCAAAAUGUAAAGUGCUUGUUUCUGCGACUGUGGUUCUCUUUGUCCGCUCUGUUCUAGUGUCUCUGUCUCUUUUUUUCUAUCAAGGAAUUUAUCCCAGCAGCCUUCUUUCAAAGAGGGUUAUAUGUAAUGAAAUAAGUUGCUUUAAGACUUUAAAUUUAAAUAAAAUGUGGCCACCCUCAAACAUAUCACAUGAUUUUUACACCGCGGCAUCUCUGUGGCUGCAGGCGUCCGUACCAGAUGAUUACGAGCGAUGUCAAAGCCGAUCAGCGCCGCAGUGAGUGAAGAUGAUGCUAAUAAUAUCCCGAGUUGAGGCUUUUUUUUAUUUUUAUUAUUUCUUAUGAAGCUCCGUGUUGUCGCAGCUACAGUACAGUACGUGUGACUGGACGCAUGUGGCUGUCAAAACCCCUCAGAAUGAAAACAGAGAUGCAGGAGAAUGUCACCUUGACCACUAAAUGACACAGAGAUCUCACGCAAACCUGAAAAAACCUGCAAAGACUUGUUUUCCAAUCAUAGAAACACUGGAAAUUAUUUAAUAGUAUUUUAGGUCCUCGCCUACAUAAACUUAGGUGCGUAUUUUCUUAAACUUUCAGACAUGGAGCUGAAAUACUAGAAGAUUUACACAAGAGAGAGUCUCAGUAAGUCAGUUUGUGAUUCAAAUGUUUGAAUACAGUAAUAACAGUGAAACUUCAAUUAAAAGCUGAGUCCCUUUUACUGGUUAAUGUAUUGAUAAAUAAACACAGGUCUCUUUGGGUCUGCUUUUGUUAAUAUGGACAUUCUUUACACAUUAUUUGUUCAUUUUAAAGAAACCAUGAGCACCAAUUUACUUGGAUUUACCAACAUGGGAAACGAGAGGGACGGGGAUUGUUCAAAACACAGAAUAAAUAACGUCCACCUUCACUAAAACAAAUACAAAGCACGCAACUAAAUAUGGAUAAAGUUUCAGCUCGCAACCGUCCCUGCCUGAACCCGCUGUGUUCAGUCCUGGUUGGAGCCGCUGUAAAUCACUGUGUUCGGUCCCAAUCUUGGUCCUUAAAGACUUUUUUGGGGGGCGGAUUUGGAGACUAUAUCUAGACUAGCUAGGGAGAGUCAAGACUAGGAGUCACCUGCUGUUGAGGUUCAGCAAAGUAUCGAGGAGGAAAAGGCGCCAAAUCAGGACGUAACUUAUGACAGAUAUUUCAUUUGGCGAACUUUUUCUUAUUUGGUUGAAGUCCAUCGCUAACUCUCUACUGCAACGCACUUUAACUGACAUAAAUCUGUCUCUCUCUCUCUCUCUAGAUCAAAUUUUUAUACUGGUUUAAAUAAACAAUUUAAUAGUGUUUCCCAUCUUUGAUGUAAUUAAAAGCCCUGUGUAUAUAUAUAUAUAUAGACGUCUGAUAUAGGGGUUGCUAUAAAGCGUGAAGGACUCUGGGUAAUGUGAAUAUGUCUUCCCGUGUUUCAGUUCUCAGCGCCGUGAUCUUGAAUACAUUUUGUCACUUGAGUUUUGUCCUGGUAUCAUAAAACAACCUCUCCAGAGUCGGCUCCGUGCUGCCUAACACAUGGGCCAUAAUGUGCUGUGACGGCGACUUUCCGAGCCAAAAAGUAAAGUGAGUGUGUUUUAAAAUGUUCAAAAGACACAGCUUUUUAAAAAAAAAAAUGUUUUCCAGCCUCUUUGAAAACCGAAAGACCACAAUGAAGCUUUUUGGAGUCGCGGUGGCUCGUUAAAAGAUGGAAAUGUUUCAGUCCGCACGUGAAGCACUUAUCGACAUUAUGUAACACAGCGUGGAUACAGUACGGGAAGUACAUCCUUAUUUAUAUGAGCUGUGUAAAAAGAAAAAUAACAAUAAGUAGGUUAUAAAAUACACAGAGGAAGUCAAAUAUACCUCAGGAGGAAGCAAAAGAAACCUACAAAACAAUGAAUAAAAUAACAUAAAUAAGGAUAAAAUGAAACGAUGUGAAGUGAUAGAGAAAUAAUGAACACAUGAGUCUGUUUUUUGGUGUUUUGGUCUAUAACAAUAAACAGUAAAGAGACAAUAAAAUAAAAAACAAGUGUGGCAAAGAAUCAUAAAAUAGAAAACAAAGAGAAUUAAAUGUUCAAAAGAAGGAAGGUUUUUAUGACUUUAUUCUCUGCUUUGUAUUUUCCUUAUAGGUCUAGUGUUUAACACACUAAAGUGAUUCUUUUCACCUCACAGAAAGACAAAAUUAACUUAAUUUCUUCUAAAAACAGAGCGAAUAUUGACCACACAUAUGCAACCUGUACAGGUUUUAAGGGGGUCACGAGCCCGACUAAUAACGUGGAGACUUGAUAUCUCAUUAGUUCAGAUUUAGAGGCAAUAAGUGUUAAAUAAUGGGGGUGAAAAAGGGAUAAAAACACUUAUCUUAAUGUCUGCAGGUGUGUUGACUGGAAGGCCACUGGUUUAUUUCCAGCGAGGUGACCUGAAAUGCUUCAUUGUCAGGGUGAAUUAUGAUUGAUUGAUCAUUAAUUUGUCAAAGUAAAUUACACACAGCCACCGGGCCAGUCCUUACGGGACACGUAGGAACCGACAAGCUGAGCAAAAAUCAUGCUAAAUUAUUAAUAUCGAGUACAUUAGAGGCCGUACUCGGCGCCUCGUGUGGUUGAAGAGCCGCUAAACCGUAAAUGUGAUGAAUAUUUUUACUGGCAGCCGACCAGCUGGUCAAACGAGGCUCUCUCUCUCGUCAUCUAAUUUACUGAUUGUGUGUGUGUGUGUGUGUGUGUGUGUUGAAAUCUGCCCAGUGGAGGCGUAAUUACAAGAACAAUAGCUUUGAAAGGAAUUGUGACAUUUUUUCUUCAUUGUAGUUAAAGCGUUCACAGAAAUCAAAAUGUCACCGCAGGGUUGUUUCAUCUGGGAUUUAACGCAGUAACCACCAAAGCAGACACAGCUGCUCUCACUCACUUGAAUCCUUUGUCACAUAUUGGGUUAUUUUAGCCUUUAAAGAGCCGUUAAUCAAUGUUUUUUAAUCAGCAACCGUCGGAUGGGUUGCCAAGGAAGAGCGGUGACUCCCUAACUUUUACUCAAGCUCCACCAUUAGGUUGACAUUUUGGUUUCCUGGGAAAUGUCUAUAACAAUGACUAUUGUCUAAAUACAAUAGAUACAACUACUAAAUACAGUCUUAACUGUUCAUUUAUGGUCCCCAGAGGAUGAAUCCAUGGUGAUUAUGUGACGGCAGGGUUAGCUGGUUGGUGCAGAACAAACUAAAAGGAGAGUUAUUAUUGGACUUUUAGAUUUGUCUUUACAUACUGUACAUUAUCCUCACAUUAGCCUACUGUACAUUCAUUUUAAGUUAUUAUACUGUACACUCCCCUACAUAAGCAUACUGUACAUUUUGUGUACUGAGAAGUCAGCUCAGAGGUGUGAAACUAGAAACUUGGCAGCAGCUGUAAUUCAAAAAAAAGUGUGUAAACUUCAAGAAUAUGCAGCAAAAUCAGGCCGUAGGAGUAGGAGAUUUAUAAAACAUUUGCAUAAGAUUUACAUAAACAUAAUCAAAAAUGCUGCUCUGAACGGCAGAUACCAAUAUAGUGUGUGUGUGUCUGUCUGUGUGUGUGUGUGUGCAUAGGGGGAAAUGAGCGUCUAAAAAUGAAAGCACAGCAGUAAUUACACCCCAGAAAUAGGUCCUAAUUGAAAGGUAGCUCCAGUAGCUACACUAAUGAAUUGAUUUAAUCAUUUAAUAGUUAAUUAAAAGGCAGCACAGUUGCUCAGCGGUUAGCACUGUCACCUCACAGCGAGCAGCCUCCCUUUCGAGUGCCAGUUACUCAUCUUCACUGUGUUAACAUGACUUCCCCCCCGCCCCGUUAGUCCAAAAAUAACACUUGAUAUUGAGAUUAUUUUUGCACAUAGGUGUGAAUAACUUUUACAUGUGCCGACUUGGGUUUAAUUAUAACACCGAAUAUGAAAUUUCCCCACUCACAGCUCAAUAUAAAGUUUAAAAUUAAAUUAUAAAUUAGGAAUUUGGGGCAGUUCAUGACGUGAUGCAACUAGAAAUAAGCAUGCUCUUUUUUAUUUUAUUUUUUUUAAAUACACCUGCUUUUAAAUGAAUUAACAUACAAAUAAACUUCCAUGUUUUAAUUAAUCAAUUAUCGUACAAAAAUGUCCAUCACGGUUUUCUGAUGUUAGCAUUUCCACAUAAAAGAAGGCUGCUGGGAAAGUUCUUGUGCAUGCUCAGCUUUACUAUCUACUAACACGAAACAUGUUGACGUUUUACUGAAAAAGACUUUGCGUGUCCUCUCACACAUUCAAGUGACCUUAAUCAACAUGUUUACCUGUGAAAUUAUUUCCAUUUGCUUCCCAUUGUGGAUCCAGGAGUUGUCAAUAAAAUACAUCUGCCACUCUGA
This is a messenger RNA of Dicentrarchus labrax (European seabass), 10224 nucleotides long. It is a transcript of the gene vps37d, whose product is annotated as VPS37D subunit of ESCRT-I. The transcript is spliced from 4 exons. Gene Ontology annotation, cellular component: ESCRT I complex. Gene Ontology annotation, biological process: ubiquitin-dependent protein catabolic process via the multivesicular body sorting pathway; protein targeting to membrane; protein targeting to vacuole. Lineage: Eukaryota; Metazoa; Chordata; Actinopteri; Moronidae. Bases 217 to 1134 code for a protein of 305 amino acids. The record is from RefSeq and is a predicted model, not a curated record.